CGAGGGUUUGUUUGGUUAAUAAACCAAGCCCAAGGCAAGAGCAGGCAUUCCUCUCCCCAUUAAUUGGGAAUUGAGAUAGUUUGGGCAUCAGAUCGUCGACAGCGAAGGAAAAAGUCUGCUCAAAAAAAGAAGAAAAAGUAAAAAAGGAAGGAAAUGGGGAAGCAGCCAGUGAGGAUGAGGGCGGUGGUAUACGCGUUGUCCCCGUUCCAGCAGAAGAUAAUGAGUGGUCUGUGGAAGGAUCUGCCUGAAAAGAUCUCCCACAAGGUUUCUGAGAAUUGGAUUAGCGCUACUCUACUCCUCGCCCCUCUCGUCGGAACCUACACCUAUGUCCAGAACUACAAAGAAAAGGAGAAGCUGGCACACAGGUAUUGAAACCAGGGGGAAGCCUCUAUUUUAUCAGAAGAACUCAGAGCUUUUAUAAUUAAGAUGCAACUUUAUUGAGGUUUUAUUGCAACUAUGAACCAUGUUUUUUGGAUGGGAUUGGAUUAGCAUUGAGUUGGUGUUUUGUUAUGGAUAUGGAAUAAUGAAUUUGGAACAUUGUCUUCAUUGUCAUUAAAAUAAAUUUGUGGAUUUGCUCUUCAA
This is a messenger RNA of Durio zibethinus, 582 nucleotides long. RefSeq names its product cytochrome b-c1 complex subunit 8-like. Gene Ontology annotation, cellular component: respiratory chain complex III. NCBI's taxonomy places the organism in Eukaryota, Viridiplantae, Streptophyta, Magnoliopsida, Malvales, Malvaceae. Gene Ontology annotation, biological process: mitochondrial electron transport, ubiquinol to cytochrome c. The record is from RefSeq and is a predicted model, not a curated record.